Messenger RNA from Eucalyptus grandis, 919 nucleotides. RefSeq lists its product as uncharacterized. The transcript has a single exon. Bases 68 to 673 code for a protein of 201 amino acids. NCBI's taxonomy places the organism in Eukaryota, Viridiplantae, Streptophyta, Magnoliopsida, Myrtales, Myrtaceae. The record is from RefSeq and is a predicted model, not a curated record.
GCUCAAUUCGCUCCUACUCUCUCUCUUUCUGCUCUCUAAUCUCUCUUGCUAUACAAGUGCAGAAUCCAUGGCGGAUCAAGCACCGAACCAGUCCAUAAUGGAGUCCAAGCCGCCGCACCCGCUCUGCCAAAUCGCCGAGACCCCGACCCACAAGCUCCUCCUCAAGCAGUGGCUCAAGGAGGAGGAGCUCAUCCUCUCCCGCAUCGCCCUCAAGGAGACCCAGAUCGACGCCGUCCGCGGCGAGAUCACCCACCUCCACAUCUCCUUCUUCCUCUUCCACUCCCUCUCCCUCCUCCUCCUCUUCACCAUCCCCCGGGACGCCGCUGAAGCCGCCUGCCGCCGCUCCUGGAUCCCCUCGCUGUGCUCGCUCGCCUUCUCGCUCGGCAUCGUCUGGGCCGUGAGGUACAAGACCGACGUGGAGGUCCACCUGGAGAAGUUGCUGGAGCGGGAGAAGGAGGACGCCAAGUUGCUGGGGAAGUGCGUGGAGGAGUUGAAGAAAAAGGGCGUCGAGUUCGAUCUGUUGAAGGAGGUGGACGCGCUGCGGAGGGCGAAGAGCUUGCGCGUGGAGGCGAAGCCGGUGAGGAAGUGGUCGGCGAGGGACUUCGUGACUCUCUUCUUAUUCGCCGUGUCUUGCCUUGUGCUGGGGUUGAUGAGGGUCGUACUUUGCGAUUAGGGAACUUGUGCAGUGUCGUAGUCAGGUUUUUUUUUAGGUGGGUCAUUGGCAAGUGAUUUUGAUGAGGAAGAGACUGUUUGCUUGUGUUGCCAAAUUUGGCUGGGAUUGGGUGUUGGGCAGAUGCAGAAUAUGCUAUUCUGCUUUUGUAAUAUGGAUUCAUAUGAGAAGUUGAAUAAGCAUUUCCCCAGAUCCUUCUUUUUGUUGGGUGAGGAAUAUACCAGUUUAAAUUGGAUCAGAGGAUUCUCA